ACGAUUAUAUUCUAAAAUAUAAGAACAUUAUUUUGCUGAUUUUUACUUUAAAACAAAUAGGCUCAUAGCAAAUUUCCGAGUUUACUGUAAAACGAGAUUUCUUUAUUUUCAAUUACUUUCAUUUAUCGAACCGCACCGAGGCAGUUGGCCCGUACAAUUUCGAACAUACUUGCAAUAUACAUAUUCACGAGAAGGGACGUUUAAGGGACACUAAACCAAAACAAAAUUAUUCGCUCUACGAAAAUCACAAACACAAGAGAGAAAUAUUCCUUCAUUUCCUCACUACGAUGAUGAUUCAUCAGUGUGACUUAUCGCAAGUCUCGCAAUUUACGAUAACAUUUAUCAUGGGUAUCACGCAUUUUGUUCAAUAAACCGAUUAGCAUCAAAACGGUGGCGUUUUUGUCGAGCGCGUGGGUGGGACUUUGCGCCCCCGCACCAAUAUUUUCCCUUCGCGCGUGGUAACGCCGCACGUACACGUGAUAACAAUCGCGUUGUUACAUCGCACCCGUUGAAUGAGGCCGCCAAGUGUAGAAGACUCGGUGAUUAGUAAUAGAUCUCAAUUCUCGUCGCGUCGUGUCGCGGUCGAUGGCCUCGUGUGCGUCAAAUACACACGAGGUGCGUUAUCGAGGUGUGUGAUUCAUCGUGGUAACAACCUUGUACAGCAUGCACGUUAAACGUAGGAAAAUGUUGUGGUGAAACACUACGCUGUGGACGGUUCCACAAACGCGGCUCUUUCCCCGAGGAUAAUAGAUGCAUUUCGACAACGCAAAUAUGUCACUGAAGAACGUUAUCGACUGGACACCUUCCGAUGUAGCGACAUGGCUGAAAGAAACCGGCUAUGAGGAAUAUGCGAGCUUAUUCUACAGGCACGACAUCGACGGGAAGGUGCUUCUGAUGCUGAAGGAGGAGGACUUGAAGUCUGAACACAUGAACAUAAACAAGAUCGGUGCUAUAAAAAAGAUAUAUCUCGCGAUCAAGCAAUUGCAAAGGGACAAUAUAGCUGUUUUGUUUGACUUAGGAUACAUGGAUCUGUUCUCAUCGUCAAAUUUUUAUACUCAUCAUCAGAAUAAACACGAGAUGCCCAGUACCGGCACGAACAAUGAAGUAUCCGUGGAGCAUGAAUUUUACUCGGCUUCCGUGUCAGAAGACGGGCAUGCUUCUCACUUACCGCCCGAAAUCUGGAAGACCGUAAUUAGCUUAGGAUAUUUGUUUAUUGUAACAUGGAUCACCGCCUUUGUGAUGGUCAUCGUUCACGAUCGAGUGCCUGAUAUGAAAAAGUAUCCCCCAUUGCCGGACAUAUUUUUGGACAAUGUACCUCAUAUCCCGUGGGCGUUUGAUAUAUGCGAGGUCAUCGGAACCCUGCUUUUCGCGAUAUGGCUUGUUGUGCUUACGUUUCACAAAUAUAGGUUCAUUUUGUUACGGAGGUUCUUUGCACUGUCAGGUACAGUCUUCCUAUUGAGAUGCGUGACAAUGCUCAUUACUUCCUUAUCGGUGCCGGGUGCGCACUUGCAGUGCCAGCCGCGGAAAGUUCCAGACGAGGACUGGACAGGUUCCGCAUACGUCGAAUUGUACAAUAAAAUAGCAAUGGCUUAUGUUAUAUGGCGGGGCGCCGGCAUGUCUAUUCAAGGUGUGAGAACCUGCGGGGAUUACAUGUUCAGUGGACAUACGGUGGCUUUAACUAUGCUUAACUUCUUCAUUACAGAAUAUACUCCUAGACAUUUGUACUUUUUACAUACUUUCACAUGGAUGCUCAAUAUGUUUGGUAUCUUUUUUAUCUUGGCGGCGCAUGAACACUAUUCCAUCGACGUUUUCGUGGCGUUUUAUAUUACUUCAAGAUUGUUCCUUUAUUAUCACACAUUAGCGAACAAUCAGGCGCUGAUGCAGCGUGAUUCAAUUAGAACCAGAAUUUGGUUCCCGUUGUUCAGUUUCUUCGAGGCGUCCGUCGACGGCAUUGUUCCUAACGAAUACGAAUCGCCGUCACUGAUCGUUUGCAACUUAGUAGGUGCGGGAAAAAACACCUGGCAUUGUCUACGUUCAGUGAUUAGCUUCCAAAAAGCGCAGCGUAGCAUGAAUGGUAGUAUAAACAGCACAAAGAAAGAACAAUAACCGUUACGUUCAUAUUGCGUUCUCUCUCUCUCUCUCUCUUUUUUUUUUUACUUUUAUACGAAACUUUUAAGGAUGUUGACCGUUUGUCUGGCAGAUCUGUUUAUACGCAGAAAUGAUAUAUUAAAAACAAGAUAUAAUUAAUUCGAGAUAUUUAUUUUUAUGCGAUAGCAUAAUUACGAUGUGCGUAUAUACAUUUAUACACGUAUAUAUGUGUGUGUAUAUAUCUCUGUUAUAUAUUAUUAUAUAAUAUUUAUAUACAUAUAUAUAUAUAUAUAAUUUUAUUUGUAAUAUAUAUAUACACAUAUAUUACGAAGAAAAUUGGAAUAAAUUGAAGAGUUUACAGGUCUAAAUCAUAUUGAUGCUUAAAAAUUCGAAUGUAUCGCACAUCAUUUUGUAAUUUGUACAAUCUCAUUUUAUUAAAAUAUGGGGAUGCAGUAUUUCUGAAACAUCAACUUCAAAAUCGACUUAA
Messenger RNA from Dinoponera quadriceps, 2575 nucleotides. RefSeq names its product sphingomyelin synthase-related 1-like (gene SMSr). Gene Ontology annotation, biological process: ceramide biosynthetic process. Gene Ontology annotation, molecular function: ceramide cholinephosphotransferase activity; protein binding; sphingomyelin synthase activity. The coding region runs from base 751 to 2106 and encodes 451 amino acids. The transcript is spliced from 6 exons. The record is from RefSeq and is a predicted model, not a curated record. NCBI's taxonomy places the organism in Eukaryota, Metazoa, Arthropoda, Insecta, Hymenoptera, Formicidae. Gene Ontology annotation, cellular component: Golgi membrane; endoplasmic reticulum membrane.